ACUGAACGAAUGGUUCUUUUCAGACGACAUGAUAGUCGAUUCUGAAGCACGCCAAGAGCGAAGCUCAUCGCUGCGCAGCCACGUGGCGUCGCUGCCGCCGCCUCGCGCCGCACCGCCGUCGCCAACACCAGCGCCAGAUUCGCCGAAGCAACCAUCGUCCCAGCCCCCGAUGCAACAAGAGCCGCCCCGACCAGCAUCUCCACGCCCAGGACCGUCGUCUGCUCCAGAUCUUCCAGAUACUCAACCCCAGGUACUUUCGUCUUCCGUGGAGGAUCAAGAACUCGAUGACGACAUCUUGUUAAUGUUAGGCGAUGCUCCAAAACCAGAACUGGCCUUAGGCGACAGCAUACACAAGGACGUGGCCAGUAGGUGGCAUGAAAUCUUACUAAAAGGUUUACAAAAGGAGGUGAAAGAAAAGCUUUUUCAGGAAUACCUUGUUCCCAGCAAUUGUGACCUCUUAGUUGCUCCUACACUUAACGCCGAGGCUAAGGCGGCAUUGACAGAUAGUUCAAUAAAAAGAGAUCAUGCCAUAAUGGAAAAACAGAAGCAAUUAGGAAUUGCUCUGUCUGCUCUCGCGCAGGCCAUGGAUUUAUUGCUUAAACCAGAUGCAUCUGCGCAAAAAAUCUUGAAACCAGUCAGUGAUGCUUGUCGUAUCUUGUGCGAUAGCCAUUACUUGGAAACAAAAAUACGUCGCUACUUCGUAGUUUCGUCAAUUAACACCGAUCUUAAAGAGACGCUUACUAAUACGGUUAGAGACGGUUUCCUUUUCGGAGAUAAUGUAUCUGACAAAUUAAAAGCCGCUCAAUCUAUUCAAAAGUCUGGUGAAACAUUAAAACACACACCAAAACCGGUUAACAAUCGUUUUAAUAAAAAUAACUUUGUACUUAACAAAAAGUCUCAGAAAAACAAUUUAAACUUCAAACCCCUGCAUCAAAGGACGCAGAGCAAGUACGAUGCAGGGCACUACCGGCCGUCGCCGCGCUCCAGCCGCCCGAACAGCGCCCGCGCCGCCCCGCGCCGCCCGAGCUCGCCGCGCCGCCCGAGCUCGCCGCGCCGCCGCAGCUACCGGAGCUACAGGAGGUAG
Molecule: messenger RNA, 1084 nt
Organism: Cydia amplana
Lineage: Eukaryota; Metazoa; Arthropoda; Insecta; Lepidoptera; Tortricidae
Exons: 1
Coding region: 29-1084 (351 amino acids)
Source: RefSeq, a predicted model, not a curated record